Symbiodinium pilosum is the source of this 620-nucleotide messenger RNA. The record is from the annotation of a GenBank genome assembly. Lineage: Eukaryota; Dinophyceae; Suessiales; Symbiodiniaceae.
AUGGCUGGAAUGCUUCUGCUACUAUUCGCUGCUCUUACUGCAAGCCCUUCAGCAGCGAUCGACAAUGGGCUGGGACGUACGCCGCCCAUGGGCUGGCGCUCAUGGAACCUCUAUGGGAGGAAUAUCACCCAGAAUGUGAUCCAGAACAUCAUGGACGGCGUGGUCUCCAAGAAGCGUUCGGUUGAUGGCGUUCCAACAUCCCUCUGUGACCUGGGCUACUGCGAUGUGGGCGUGGAUGAAGGUUGGGCGUACUGUCCUGGGGGCCACAAGUACAUGUACCAUGACGACUCCGGCAAGCCCAUCGUGGACGUGUCAAAAUUUCCCAACAUGACUGCCAUGGUGGCUCACGCGCAUAAGCUUGGCUUGACUGCCGGCUGGUACGGGAACGUUUGUGGCCUUUGUAAAGAGAGCCAGGUUACUGAUGCUAUGUAUGCUGGAGACGUGGCAGCGCUGACUGCUUUCGGCUUUGAUGCCGUGAAGCUGGACGGCUGUGGCAAGGAGUUGGACCUUGACAAGUGGGCAAGCCUGCUGAACAAAACUGGGCGCCCGGUGAUGAUUGAAAACUGCCACUGGGGAAAGACUGUUCCAACGCCAGAGUGGUGCCCAUGGAACUUCUUCAG